AAAAUUAUCUUUCACGAGAUCUUCUUAGGCGGAGAUAAGCGUUAAAGUAUAGGGAUUGAUCUUUUCGCUCCUGGGCGACUACUAUGUGAAUAUUAAUGCUAUUGGGGGGUUUCAUUUGUCUGUGUGGAUAUGAUUGUCAGACGGACAUGGCGACGAUGAGCCUUAUGGACGCUCCUUGCAAGAUUAUUCUCGGGGUGUCCCGACUUCCGAGCUGUCACCUAGCAGCUGCACAUUGUACUCUUGCUGGUAGACGCAAAAUACCCCUGGAAAAACGCACCGCUGACUGUCGACUAAGAAAUUCAAGAAGGUAUAAGCAUCAUAGAAGGAAAGCAAAAGCAAAUAGAUUUCCUGGCACGAGAAAAGGAAAAGGUGGAGGAGCAGCACCAACUGGAAGUUCAGUGCCAUCAUCUCGUCCUCCCUUAGGGUUAAAUAGCACAAAUAAUUCAGAAGGUGAUGGAAUAAGAAAAUUUUCAAAUACAGCGGUUCACGAUAGAACAAUGGACGAAACAUAUGUCGCUAAAUAUAACUAUAGUUCCACUCGUCAAGACGAACUCAGUCUUAUCAAGGGAAUGAGUGUAAUCGUAAUUUCAAAAGAAAACGAUGGUUGGUGGCAAGGUAAAAAUACGGAUGGUGAUGUUGGUUGGUUCCCUUCGAACUAUGUUGAAGAGAGUAUGGAGCCUAGCGGUGGGGACAUGCAUAAUAAUCAUGUAUCAGGAAACACAGUUGUAAGUGCUGCAAAACCAGUAUUAGAAGUUGCCAGAGCCCUUUAUCCUUUCAAUUCUGGUAAUGAUGAAGAGCUGCCCUUCGAAGCAGGAGAUAUGUUUGACAUCAUAAGCAAACCAGAAAGUGAUCCGGAAUGGUACGAGGCGCGAAAUGCUGAAGGUCGAACUGGUCUCGUACCGCGGAAUUAUAUUGAAGCUGUUCCUGGUGCUCCUUCUGUCUUUUUACCAGAAGUAACUAAUUAUGAUGACGUUUCACAAGACCUAUCAUCUGGGAAUUCUCCUUCUGUGAAUGCUGGUAAUGGUGAUGGCUCAUAUAACAUGUCUGCAAAACCGUGGUACUUUGGAUCAGUGCGACGAGCUGUAGCCGAAAGUAUGCUUCAUCGUGCCGGCAAUUCUGAAUUUAUUGUUCGAGAUAGCGAAUCAACAGUCGGGGAUCUUUCAGUAUCAAUGAAAGCACCAGACAGAAUCAAACAUUUUAAAGUGUCACUAAGAAGUGGGAAAUACUGCAUAGGACAAAGAAAGUUUGAUUCCGUUGACGAAUUAAUUGAACACUACAGAAAAGCACCUAUUUAUACUGCGCCUGAUAUUGGAAAAAUAUAUCUUGGCCAACCAUUGCCAAGAUGAUUGUUCUCUGUAAUUUGUCAUCAGAAUAAUUCCUAUUGAAAAUAGGAUUCACGAAAUAAAGUUCAGUGUUGUUCACCAUAAGAUUCAAGAACAAAUACUUGAUAAUCUGCAUUGUAGAAGAUGAAUUUUUGCAUUGUCAAUUCUGAAAGUUGUUUACCUGAAUUAGCAUACAUACACUUCCUUGAGAAUUUCACCAGAGAGGGUGUGAAUGGUUUUAUCUCUAAUAUAAAUAAAAUGAAUUCUUGCCAUAAUAACUUAGUUGAGUAGAGGAUUAUUCAUGUCACGACAAACAUUGCUGGUAGUAUUAUAAGGGUUUUAUACAAAAUUUACAGUACAGGAAGAAUUUUAUCCACCUAUCAUUCUGGUGUCUCUUAAAAUCAUCCAACACUGAGAAUGGAAAGAAAUUUCAAACUCGGAGACUAUCAAACGCAUUGGACUGUUAACAACUUGAAGCGAGUGUUCUCAGAUCUCCUGGUUUAUUGAAUUCUUAGCUUUGCAGAUGCAGGCCAUGGGCGAAAUAUACUUAAUGCUAGAAUACACAUACUGUUUUGAUUCAAUUCACAUAAGUCAUACCACUGCACUUUAGUUUUAACAUGUUGGUAUGUACGCGCUGCGCGAAAUUCACCUAAAAAUCUGUAGUAAGUAUAAUGAAACAAGUCCAGCCAUUUACUUAUUCUAUCUGGAAUAUGUGGAUAUGAUUUUGUAUAGUCUCGUAUUGGUAAAUCCUGAUCCAUGAUUUGUUCGACAAAGUGAAAAAAAAAAUAGCCAUGGAGGUUGAUGUUUUGGCGUGGGUAAAAAUCUAAUUAUUUCGGCCUUGCUUGCUUCCUAUUAUAUAUGUAGUUAUUAAUCAGAUUACUGCCUGUUGUGCAAAGAAUUUCACCACAGAGUUUUAUUCCUCCCUUUAGAAAAAUAGAAAAAAUGUUUACAGUAGACUAUACCUCAGCUCUUUGCUCUUUCUUGAAAAACAAUUAUGUAUGACUGGUAUGAUUUCCAGCAAAGUUUCGAAAUAAUACUCAAUUGUAUUCAUAUUGAACUAAAUGAUUAUGAUAAUCUAUGGAUAUCCAAGGUCUGUGUAAUAAAUGGAAAAUUUUGUGUCUGGUGCCAUUUUACGCUUUUCGUUUUUAUCAUAUCACAUAUUAUUAUGACUAAUACUAUGUAUUCUAAUUGAGCACCAACAAUGCCUAAUUUCACUAAAUUCUGUACUUCAAAUUCAUGCUAUCAGAUGAUGGUAUGCUUGACCUCUGCUGUUGCCAAUUUGUUGUAGAACCUCAAAUCUUGGAUGAUAAAUUUUUCGUCCUUGCCAAGUGAACUGGAGUAUGCUGAGUAAGCAUAUGAAUGAGUGGAAAUUGGCUCCAUUCAAUUAUUAGGUUCUCCACUUUUUCUCGUUGACCAAUAAGUAUGGUUUUGUUUUGUUGCAUACAAGAAUUUUCACAUAUUUACAAAAAUAUUCUUCCACUCUGCAAUUUUCAAACAGAUAUAUAUAUACUUAUGACAUACUGAUAGUUUCCAUAUUACAAGAGCUAUUUAGUAAAUUACAUUAUGGAAUGGAAGUCACCUCCAAAAUCUUGUGUGAUUUUGUCUGUUUGAAUGCUGAUAGCAAUGAUGCCUCAAUUGCAUUAUUGGCCAUUUGUUUUUAGCUAUAUUUGACUAGAGUCAUUGUUGAAUACUUGCCUGCAAAGCUAUUUCAUAACUAAAGUCAAGCUAAACUGUUCUGAAUUUCCAAAUAACAUGAUAUAUCUUGGAUGCCAUUAUCCCCUUACCGACACUGCAGUUUAUUAUUUGAAUUAUGUACUAUUUUUUUGUAUUUCCAAUGAAAUUAUAAGCGUGUUUUGCACACGGCUGCUAUGUUUUGAGUUUCCAUGUUUAACGCAAUGUAAUUUUUUGUAAAUAAAUAUAAGGAUUAUUAUUCGUAGCAGAA
Messenger RNA from Styela clava, 3264 nucleotides. Its product is annotated as SH2/SH3 adapter protein NCK1-like. NCBI's taxonomy places the organism in Eukaryota, Metazoa, Chordata, Ascidiacea, Stolidobranchia, Styelidae. Gene Ontology annotation, biological process: ephrin receptor signaling pathway; cell migration. Gene Ontology annotation, molecular function: receptor tyrosine kinase binding; signaling adaptor activity. The record is from RefSeq and is a predicted model, not a curated record. Gene Ontology annotation, cellular component: cytoplasm.